Messenger RNA from Hypoxylon fragiforme, 1179 nucleotides. RefSeq lists its product as uncharacterized. NCBI's taxonomy places the organism in Eukaryota, Fungi, Ascomycota, Sordariomycetes, Xylariales, Hypoxylaceae. Gene Ontology annotation, cellular component: RNA polymerase II transcription regulator complex. Bases 1 to 1179 code for a protein of 392 amino acids. The transcript is spliced from 5 exons. The record is from RefSeq and is a predicted model, not a curated record. Gene Ontology annotation, molecular function: transcription cis-regulatory region binding; DNA-binding transcription activator activity, RNA polymerase II-specific.
AUGUCUAUCGACAAGAAAGAACACUCCAGAGACGACUCGGAUGAGUCCAUUGGCUCAAGCCCUGAGAAUGAUCCCGGCCCGUCAAUACCGUCAGAGAACCAGCCAGCAAAACGGAAAGGAGGGCGCAAGCCUAUCUACGCCACUUCAGAGGAGCGGAAGCAGAGAAAUCGCCAGGCGCAAGCCGCUUUUAGAGAGCGUCGAACAGAAUAUAUCAAGCAGCUCGAGGAGACCAUAAAGGCUCACGAGUCAAAUUUGGCAAGUUUGCAAGCUGCCCAUCGCAGCGCUGCGGACGAAUGUUUGAUGCUUCGGUACAAAAACUCCCUUCUUGAACGCAUCCUUCUUGAAAAAGGUAUUGAUGUCCAAGCUGAGCUUCAUGCCAAAACAGGCAGUCCGAAUCUUGGUCCAACUCAUAUGCCCCAGAAUAUGGUGCAGCCGCCGCCAAUGCCGCGGGCGAUCCUUAACAGACAUCACCACGCACGCAGGUCUGCUUCCAGCAUCGCUCCUAAGCUCGAACCUGGUGUUUCCAACCUUGCCCAGUCUGCGGGUGUGCAGGCUUUAGCCUCGCCCAAGACCAGGCCGACGCCUCCUUCUCAUGCCGCUUCUCCUACUAACCCUACGCCCCCUUUUGGCACUCAGGCAACGUCUUCCCCUGCGCCCUCGGAGCAUACGAACAUGCGUUCGACGAUUCCUCCGCCUAUGAAGUCGCAAUUGGCGCCAAUGCCAGGGAUGGCAGCAGCAGCGCGCCAACAAAUGAUGCAGCAGCAACAGCAACAGCAACAGCAGCAGCAGCACGCCGCUGGUCCUCGGCCGCCAACCUUCUACCCGACGCCAUCCUUCCAAAAUCAUUUCCAACAACUCGGCAAGCUGACCCGCCCCCUUGAGUACGACGCACCGACCGACAUGCUGGACGAGCCCGAGCCAGACACCCCGGGUCCGGGUCCCUAUCCUUCGACGUUCCAGCAGGUUGCCCAGCAGCACGGCAUGUCCGUCCAGCCCGCGACCUCGGGGCCGACUGGGCAGCCGUCGAUGGCCUCGGGGGGCCAGGGCAACCACCAGGCGCACAGUCAGGGACAGGGCUACCCUAGCAUGACGCAGCUACUCGACCCGGCGCUCGACUGGGACCCGUUCGGCCUCACGCUUAGCCCGAAGCGACAAACGUAUCAGCGAGACGAUAUUUAA